AUGAUGAAAAGUUCAAGUUCAUCAUUGCCAGAAUUGCCUAAUGAUAUCAUCGUUGAAAUAUUGUGUAGAUUGCCUGUCAAGAGCCUGGUUCGAUUUUGUUGCGUAUGUAGGUUUUGGCAAAAUCUCAUCACAAAAGACCGUGGUUUUAUGAAUUCUCAGCUACAUAAUUCCAUUAAAAAUCUCAGUUGCUUCCAGAAUGUACUCCUAAGGAAUGAUGAAGGUUCUACAAAAUGUCCCUGCCACAAAAUUCCCGAUCUUCAACCCCAAAAAUUGAUGAAGAAAUUCGCACAUGGGACUGAGAAUUUACCUGGCUGUCGAGUGAUAUUUCAAGAAGGUAAAUUCAUCAUGUCUGGUUGUUGUGAUGGGAUUAUAUGUUUUUAUUGGAUCUUCCACUCAAACUGUUCAAGUAGGAAUUUAGAACCUAUGAUUUAUCUAUGCAACCCGGCUUUACGUCAAUGCAGGGCCCUUCCAUCCAGUAAUUACCAGAACCGAAGCUAUUCUUUUAAUACAGUGGUGUGCUUUUUCUUAGAUCCAGUGAGUGAUGACUACAAAGUCGUGAAAAUUAUAAAUUGGGGUGCAAAAUUCAUGGUUGAGUUGUAUAGUUUGAGUAACAAUUCUUGGAAACAACUUGGCUUGAAAAUUCUUCCUCCCAGAGACCAAAGAACUUCAAUUUUCGAUAGGCCAGUAGUUCAUGACGGGUUUCCUUAUUGGUUGGCUCAGCGAGCAAACGACUGGACUCGUUUCUUGAAUGUAUUAGACAUGGUUGAAGAAAAUAUUCGAGAAAUUCCUAUCCCAGAUGGCAUCCAAUGUCCUCAACUGGAAUUAUUCCAGGGAUCCCUUUCCAUAUUUGGUUGGAGUACUUCCACAAAUAUGAAUACAGUAUGGGUGAUGAAGGAAGACAGGACAGGAACCUGUUGGACAAAGCAACUGCUAAUUCCUGGAACUACGUUCUUCAGCCUGCUAUCCUGCAGAGCGACAGGCGUCACUACCUCUGGGAAGAAUUUGGUAGCUUCUUGUAUUGGCCAUGUCUAUUUAUAUGAUCCAAAGGCUCAACAAACAGUUGGGUAUCAAAAUGGGGUGCGUUUGGAGUAUGGGGAGGCCUACAAGUAUGUUGUAGCUGAUUAUGUUGCAAGCUUAGUUUCUGUUUUCCCUCCUGCUGAUGAAAACUUCUAUCAGAGACAAGUCCUUAAUGGAAGAGAGGAGACGGACAAAAACAAAGCUAAGAGAAGCUAUUCCACUCAGUCGAGUUUCUUAUCAAGAAUGUUCACUUUUUUCCUGUGUAAGAAAUGA
Messenger RNA from Coffea eugenioides, 1290 nucleotides. Its product is annotated as F-box/kelch-repeat protein At3g23880-like. Gene Ontology annotation, molecular function: protein binding. NCBI's taxonomy places the organism in Eukaryota, Viridiplantae, Streptophyta, Magnoliopsida, Gentianales, Rubiaceae. The coding region runs from base 1 to 1290 and encodes 429 amino acids. The record is from RefSeq and is a predicted model, not a curated record. The transcript has a single exon.